UUUCUAUAUAGUUAACAUUUAACAAAAUACAGGCACAACAAUGUCCACUUUUAAAUUCAACUUUUCCAAUGAUGGAGAUGCUACGAAAGAUAAAAUAGAAGAAUCAAAUGAACACAUUGUUUGGUUAGAAUGUGAAGAAAUCAUACCAAACAAACAAAUAGAAGAUAUCGAGGAACUGUUAGCGCAUGCUAGGAUGUUCGCCUGCGGAGAUGUGGAGAUAGGUCAUGUGGUGGCCUCGGAGGCACUCAGCGAAAUGUACACUACGGAUAGUGAGUUUAAAAAUGCUGUUGAACUAGCAGAGAAAGAACAUAAAGAUCUAGUUGCCGGGAAAUACGAAGGUGGUCUUAAAAUAUGGGAAUGCACAUAUGAUUUAAUAGAAUAUGUGGACAAUCAGACUGGAAUCCAAUUUGAAAAUAAAAAAGUACUGGAUCUUGGCUGUGGCGCUGGCAUUCUUGGCAUUUACACUUUGUUAAAGGAUGCUUUAGUGACAUUUCAAGAUUAUAAUAAGGAGAUUCUAGAAUGUGUUACAAUACCCAAUGUUUUACUUAACAUUGAAGAAAAUGAAAAAGCACUGGACAUAAGCAAAUGCAAAUUCUACUCUGGCGACUGGGCCUCAUUUAAUAGUAAACUGGCUGAUACUGAAGUUUUUGACAUCAUAUUGACAUCCGAGACUAUUUAUAACACCACAAAUUAUGAUAAGCUAAUUGAUCUCUUUGUAAAAAGAUUAAGUAAAGACGGAGAAGUGUAUGUGGCUGCUAAAACAUGCUAUUUCGGAGUGGGCGGUGGCACAAGGCAGUUUGAAGCAAGUCUAGAGAAAAAUGGGCUUUUGGAAAGCCAAGUCUGUUGGAAAAGCACAGGGGGCAUUCUUAGGGAAAUAUUAAAAUUGACCAAAAAGACAUGACAUUUAUUUAUUUAAUUGAAUUGAAGUAUAACAAAAGCAUUGUAAAACAUCAACAUUGUAAAUAAAAGUUAUUAUAACAAC
This is a messenger RNA of Cydia amplana, 982 nucleotides long. RefSeq names its product histidine protein methyltransferase 1 homolog. The transcript has 3 exons. The record is from RefSeq and is a predicted model, not a curated record. Gene Ontology annotation, biological process: peptidyl-histidine methylation, to form tele-methylhistidine. The coding region runs from base 41 to 901 and encodes 286 amino acids. Lineage: Eukaryota; Metazoa; Arthropoda; Insecta; Lepidoptera; Tortricidae. Gene Ontology annotation, molecular function: protein-L-histidine N-tele-methyltransferase activity.